Molecule: messenger RNA, 2183 nt
Organism: Coregonus clupeaformis (lake whitefish)
Lineage: Eukaryota; Metazoa; Chordata; Actinopteri; Salmoniformes; Salmonidae
Product: F-box/LRR-repeat protein 3-like
Exons: 5
Coding region: 208-1548 (446 amino acids)
Biological process (GO): entrainment of circadian clock by photoperiod; SCF-dependent proteasomal ubiquitin-dependent protein catabolic process; regulation of cell cycle
Cellular component (GO): nucleus; cytosol; SCF ubiquitin ligase complex
Molecular function (GO): protein binding
Source: RefSeq, a predicted model, not a curated record
AGGUCACUGGAAAUAUAUCAAUUUACACGAACAUACUGUGUUUUAAAGAAAACUGUACAUCUGGCUAAAUCUUAAACUGAUGGCACCGAGUUGGUGCCCGAUGCGUGUUAUUUGGCUCGGGCGAAUGAAUUGUCAUGUGCGGAAGUUGUCUAAUUUGAUUUUUCACUGCGAACAGCUAACCGUUAGCUAGCCAAGUGUAAACAUAAGAUGAAGAGGGUGAAAGGAAAUAAGGAAUAUGCCUGCAGCUCUUCCAGCGGGGGCCCAACAGCGUCCUGGAAGAAGAUGCGGCAGCUACAGCCAAGGGAAGAGAAGCACCAAGAGAAGGAAGAAGAAGAGACUGAUGUAGAACCCAUCGAGUUUGGCUUUGACUGGGCACUGCUCCCACAUGAGAUCUUGCUCAACAUCUUCCAAUUCCUGCCUUUUCUGGACCGGGCGUACGCCUCGCAGGUGUGCCGCGGCUUUAACCAAGCCUUCCACAUGCCCGAGCUGUGGAGGUGCUUUGAGUUUGAGCUGAAUCAGCCUGCCAGUUCUUACCUGAAAGCGACACACCCAGACCUAAUCAAGCAGAUCAUCAAGAGGCAUUCGAAUCACCUGCAGUAUGUCAGUUUCAAGGUGGACAGCAGCACGGAGUCUGCCGAGGCGGCCUGUGAUAUUCUCUCCCAGCUGGUGAACUGUUCAUUAAAGACCCUAGGGCUAAUCUCCACGGCCAGGCCCAGCUUCAUGGAGUUGCCCAAGUCUCAUUUCAUCUCGGCCCUGACGGUGGUGUUUGUCAACUCCAAGUCCCUGUCGUCUCUGAAGAUCGACGACACACCGGUGGACGACCCGUCCCUGAAGGUCCUGGUGGCCAACAACAGCGACACGCUGAAGCUGUUGAAGAUGAGCAGCUGCCCUCAUGUCUCCCCUGCAGGUAUCCUGUGUGUGGCGGACCAGUGCCACGGCCUGAGGGAGCUGGCGCUAAACUACCAACUGCUGAGCGACGAGCUCUUAUUAGCCCUCUCCUCUGAGAAACACGUGCACUUGGAGCAUCUCCGCAUCGACGUGGUCAGCGAGAAUCCCGGGCAGAAUUUCCACACCAUCAAGAAGUCCAGCUGGGAUGCUAUGGUGCGCCACUCGCCCAUGUUCAACCUGGUCAUGUACUUCUUCCUCUACGAGGAUGAGUUUGGCCCUUUCUUCAAGGAGGAGGUCCCCGUCACCCACCUCUACUUUGGCCGCUCUGUCAGUAAGGACGUGCUGGGCCGUGUGGGGCUCCACUGCCCUCGGCUAGUGGAGUUGGUGGUGUGUGCCAAUGGGCUGCGGCCGCUGGAUGAGGAGCUGAUCCGCAUCGCCAAGCGCUGCACCCAGCUGUCGGCCAUCGGCCUUGGGGAGUGUGAGGUGUCGUGCAGCGCAUUCGUGGAAUUUGUGAAGAUGUGCGGUCGGAGGUUGUCCCAGCUGUCCAUCAUGGAAGAGGUGCUGAUUCCCGACCAUAAGUACAACCUUGACGAAAUCCACUGGGAGGUGUCCAAGCACCUGGGCCGUGUCUGGUUCCCUGACAUGAUGCCCACCUGGUAGAGCCGUUCACAGGUACAGAGUUUGACAAACGUGGAGUCCAUGAUGGCACCCAAGGAUCAACUGAAGUUCCGAAGAUAAUCCUAUUCUACUGAUAAUGGGAAUUUCAGGGAUGUGAUUUUUUCUGAUUUAAAUCGGGAAUUUCUGAUAUGACUAUCCUCCAUUCAUAUGUUUGAAGCUGACCUAUCCCCCUAGAGCGCAGACAAAACUGAUUUUCCUAAUUUUCUGUUCUCUUGAUCAUAUCCCUGAAAUGUGGAAUAUUCUUGUUAUGGAAUGUUUGGCGUCAACAUAGAGGCUAGUUUGCCAAACUCUGUACUGUAUAUCUGUGGUGAAGGAGCACACCCCUCCCCAGGUGGAAAAGGCUACACUGGGCAAGGACGAAGGGUGGAGUUUUGGGUUAACUCACUGUGCAGACAGUAAUGCUGUGGCUGGUUAUUGAUAUAGCUUAGCUAGCUAGCACUGUUAGAAAACACCAACCGUAUUUUCACCAUCUUUAAAGUGCCACUGUAACCGCUGCUGCCCACACAAAAAUCCGAUACUACAACAGAUUAGCUAAAAAAAGCAAGGCUAUGAUUUGGACAGGAACUCUGCACUUUUUGCAACAGAACAUACAGUGGGGGAAAAAAGUAUUUAGUCAG